Molecule: messenger RNA, 1563 nt
Organism: Brachypodium distachyon (stiff brome)
Lineage: Eukaryota; Viridiplantae; Streptophyta; Magnoliopsida; Poales; Poaceae
Product: zinc finger protein CONSTANS-LIKE 3
Exons: 2
Coding region: 295-1272 (325 amino acids)
Biological process (GO): regulation of flower development; regulation of photoperiodism, flowering
Cellular component (GO): nucleus
Molecular function (GO): protein binding; zinc ion binding
Source: RefSeq, a predicted model, not a curated record
AGUCGUCAUCUUGUGUUUGCUUCACUGCGGCCGGUCCGGCAAACGAACAAACUAUUGGCCCCGCCGCGACGGCGACCGGACGCCCGAAGUGUCCGCACGCCAGGACCCGCGAGCGAGCGGAGCCCCCUCGGCUUGGCCCUUCCCAUGUGAUGUGCUGCCUCGGGCCGCCGACCCCUCAAAACCCACCCGCCCGUAACCAGAGCGCCCAAGAGAAACAAAAGGCACCAAGUUAAUCAGCCCCCGUGAGGUGAGGUGAAAGGAAGCGAGCACGAGGAGCAGAGAGGUCCGUGAGCAAUGAAAGCGGAGGAGAUGCCGGUGGUGGUGGGAGGAGCAGGAGGGGGCUGCUGGGGGCAGCAGCAGCAGCAGCAGCAAGGGGCCCGGCCGUGCGACACGUGCGGCGUGGACGCGGCGCGGCUCUACUGCCGCACCGACGGCGCGUACCUCUGCGGCGGGUGCGACGCGCGGGCGCACGGGCACGGCGGAGCCGGCUCCCGCCACGCGCGCGUCUGGCUGUGCGAUGUCUGCGAGCAGGCGCCCGUGGCCGUCACCUGCCGCGCCGACGCCGCCGCGCUCUGCGCCGCCUGCGACGCCGACAUCCACUCCGCCAACCCGCUCGCCGGCCGCCACGAGCGGGUCCCCGUCGCGCCCUUCUUCGGCGCGCUCGCUCAUGAAGCCGACGCCGCGGCGGCGCACAAGGAGGAGGACGGGAGCAACGAGGAGGCCGAGGCCGCCUCCUGGCUUCUCCCCGAGCCUGGCGAUAGCCCCGAGGCGGAGGAUACCGCCGCGUUCUUCGCCGACUCGGACGCAUACCUCGGCCUCGAUCUGGACUUCGUGCGGUCCAUGGACGGGAUCAACGCCAUUGGGGUGCCGGUCGCGUCGUCCGAGCUUGACCUCGCCGCCGCCGGCACUCUCUUCUACCCCGACCACUCCAUGAACCACAGCGUGUCGUCGUCGGAGGUAGCCGUGGUGCCGGACGCGAUGUCACUCGGAGCGGCGGCGGCUGUGGUGGUGAGCAGAGGGAAGGACAGGGAGGCGCGGCUGAUGCGGUACCGGGAGAAGCGCAAGAACCGGCGGUUCCACAAGACCAUCCGCUACGCGUCCCGCAAGGCAUAUGCCGAGACGCGGCCGCGCAUCAAGGGCCGGUUCGCUAAGCGCACCGGCACCGGCACCGCGGACGACGACGCGCUGGAGCACGACGACGGGCCGUUCUCGCCCGCGGUGUCGGCGCUCGUGGCGUCGGACGGGGACUACGGCAUCGUGCCGUCGUUCUGAGCCACGACCACUUUGCCGUCUGCAUGACACGGCGGCGACUCUUGGCGCUCGCAAUCAUUGCCAAUGGCGACGGCUGCAAGGCGUGUGCUCCGUGUAACAUGAAUAAUCUGUAUAUCUUUUGUUCCAUGGGAUUCGCUCCGUCGGACCGAACUCCGUCCCGCCUGAAUGCCUGAUCCAGGCUCGUUGUACACUAGUACUACUACUACCUCGCAGAGUAGCUGUUCUGUAACCUGUGAUCUUCAGUUGAAGCAUCUCAGUUCCCCACUGCAAUGCAGUAGCAACUAGAAACAC